GUAUAGCACGUGUUAUUAUAACUACAUUUGUAUAAAUUUAUUAAUCACGUACUUUCAAUAUGUUUUUUUGAAAUUUUAAAUUUCUUGAACUUCUUUAUUGAAUAUUCCAUAAUUGGAAAAAUUAUAUUUGUAACACGAUAAAUACAUCUAACCAGAAUUGUGUAACCUGGUUAGACUGGUCAGAAAAUGGAGAACGAAGCACUAUCGUAUGAAGAGCCAAUCUUGGAACAACAAGACAAUGAAUAUUUGGAAAUAGUUGAAAGUCCACGGAGGAAUAUAAAUGGGAUAUCAAGCAGGAUGUACUUUGGCUUUGAUAUGCCACGAAUUCAGAAGAGAUCUGACAGAAAUCAGUACUUCAUGUUUUUUACCAUAGGGUGUGUGACUUCGGCAUGUAUUAUUGCUCCUUUGCUCGUUGCUUACAGUCCAUCAUCAAGACAAAGUGUUCAAAACGAAGAGAAAUGUGAAUAUUCCCCAUGUAUGAACAAUGGUCACUGUAUAAUCUUCAAUGGUUCCAACUUUUGUAUUUGUCCAGAAGGUUUCCUCGGCACUUCCUGUCAAAUUCAAGAUGAAUGUAUUUCAUCAAUACCAUGUCAUCAUGAAGGAACGUGUAUUACUACAGACAAUUCUUCAUAUUGUAUAUGUACAGAUGGAUUUCUCGGAAAGAAUUGUGAAUAUAGAGGUCCUUCAGGUUACCAGUUCUUCGUAGUGUUUAAUCCGAGACAGAGGGAAUCUACUCUUUACCUGUCAUCCCGGAAGCAUGGACAUUGUGAUAUCAUUUACCCGUCUUUUGAACAAACCAAAACGCUGACAUUGGAAGAAAAAUAUGUAACAUUUGAUCUGUCGAAUAAACAUUAUUUUGCUAACCAUUCAGAAAACAGUGAUUUCCAUGUUCGUAUUUUCUGUGACGUCCUCAUUACUUUAUUUCAUUUCGUCAGAGAUAGUUAUGGCUCAAUUUGGGAGUCAUACAUUGUGAUACCCUCUGCAUUGUUAUCUACACAAUAUGUUGUACCACAGUAUAAAACUCAGAAGAAGUUUGAUGCACUUGGAAUAAUAGCAAUCGAAGAGGAUACACAAAUCAAUGUUAGUUUUACAUCAGCACGGUGGAUCCUGAGUAACAUUACGUUUCGUCAGAGCAUUUACCAUAAGAGCCAGUUAUUGUCGUUUACAACAGAUCCAUACGUAUACAAUUAUAUAAGUUGCGAAGAGUGUUAUCUUACCGGAACGAAUAUUACAUCAUCUUAUCCAGUUGCUGUGAUGUUUAAAUCUUCCAUUACUGAGGUAGUUCCGGUCCUACCUUAUAAGGAAUUUGGUUGUCAAUUCAUAGUACCAAAACUUCAUGCUGAAAUAAAGACUAUGGGGCUAAGAAUAUAUGCACAUACAAGAACUAAACUGGAUUUAAAGGAUGAUAAUAAUGUAGUUUCUACUUCAGUAAUAGAUGCAAACAAUUACCAUAACACAAAUCAUAAGAACACUACGGCAAUAACGGCCGACAAAGAUAUAUUGUUAUUCCUUAAGAUUUACAGUCCUCAUACAGGUACUAUUGAUGUUAAUGUUCCAAGUGAUACACAAUAUUUACCUGAAUAUCAGUUUAUUAUUCCAGAAGGCACAAUGAAAAACAUUGCAACGUUUAUCGUCAAGUUAGGUUAUUUACAAGGUAUUCGGCUAAAUAAUAAUAUAAUAGAAUAUGACGGGUUUAACCAGAAAAUGACAAUUAAAUUAGAUACCCAUGUAUACCAGAUUUUCUCGGUCAAUGUUACAACCGGGUGGCACAUAGUUCAUCAUAUUGAACAUGUGCCGUUUGGAAUUUUAAUUCAAGGUAUUUCAAAUUUUCAAAACAAGCAAUUUUCAAGUCCUUAUGCUUAUUUUCCUGGUAUGAACUACAGCAUGUACAGUGUGGUUUAAAAUUAAUACGUAUACUCGUACUAUCUAGAACUUUAUUAUUUUCGUAUCUACUUAUCAGGUUUAGACCAAAUGCUUUAU
Messenger RNA from Mytilus trossulus (common blue mussel), 1980 nucleotides. RefSeq lists its product as uncharacterized. The transcript has 4 exons. The record is from RefSeq and is a predicted model, not a curated record. NCBI's taxonomy places the organism in Eukaryota, Metazoa, Mollusca, Bivalvia, Mytilida, Mytilidae. Gene Ontology annotation, molecular function: Notch binding; calcium ion binding. Bases 187 to 1902 code for a protein of 571 amino acids.